AUGAAGUCUAUUAUUGCUCGUCAAAUAUUUGAUAGCCGUGGAAAUCCAACUGUAGAGGUAGAUCUAACCACCAGCAAAGGGAUGUUCCGUGCAGCAGUACCAAGUGGGGCUUCAACUGGCGUCCAUGAAGCUCUCGAACUGAGAGACGGUGUAAAAAAUGAAUACCGUGGUCUUGGUGUUUUAAAGGCCGUGAAUAAUAUUAACCGCAUCAUUGGCCCUGCCCUUUGUCAAAAAAAUUUCAGCAUGUCAAACCAACAAGAAAUCGAUAUGUUCAUGGUGAAGGAACUUGAUGGCACUGAAAACAAGAAAAAGCUAGGAGCAAAUGCGAUCCUUGGAGUGUCACUGGCAGUUGCAAAGGCAGGUGCUGCAGAAAAAAAUGUCCCGCUAUAUCGGCACUUUGCAGAUCUUGCUGGAAACCGUGACAUAAUCCUUCCAGUGCCCUCAUUCAAUGUUCUGAACGGUGGUAGUCAUGCUGGCAAUAGGCUUGCUAUCCAGGAAUUUAUGAUUAUGCCAACUGGGGCCAAGACAUUUAGCGAAGCCAUGAAGAUGGGCAGCGAAACCUACCACUCCCUGAGGGCUGUCAUCAAGAAUAAAUACGGUAUAGAUGCCUGUAACGUUGGGGAUGAAGGGGGUUUCGCACCCAGCAUCCAGGACAAUUUUGAAGCUUUAGAACUCCUUAAGGAAGCCAUUGACAAGGCGGGUUACACAGGCAAGAUAAAAAUAAGCAUGGAUGCUGCAUCGUCUGAGUUCUUUAAAGAGGGUCUCUAUGAUCUCAAUUUCAAAAAUCCCGAUUCGAAGAAAGAAGAUUGGAUUUCUUCGGACAAGAUGAUUGAAAUGUUCAAUUCAAUGGUUGACAAGUAUCCUAUUGUGAGCAUUGAAGACCCAUUCGACCAAGAUGAUUGGAACUCAUGGAUAACUUAUACUGGUCAGGCUGGUAUUCAAGUUGUAGGCGAUGACCUAACUGUGACAAACCCUUCCCGAGUCCAAAAGGCUAUCGACUCAAAGGCUUGCAAUGCUCUUCUCUUGAAAGUUAACCAGAUAGGGACAAUUACCGAAGCUAUCGAAGCCUGUAAUAUGGCUAGGAAGGCCGGCUGGGGUGUCAUG
Mesocestoides corti is the source of this 1104-nucleotide messenger RNA. The record is from the annotation of a GenBank genome assembly. Lineage: Eukaryota; Metazoa; Platyhelminthes; Cestoda; Cyclophyllidea; Mesocestoididae.